CACACCUCCCUCUCCCUAGUUCGUGGAAAAUGGAAGGGGAAAAGGAAGAUUCCUUUUCCUAACCCCACUUUUUUCCUGCCAAAAGCCUUCACAUGAACAACAGUUGUGUUGACCGUGAAAAUACUUGUACAUCUGCAUCAGUAACAGUAACGUCUGGCAGCCUAAACCACUCACCCAACAGCUGCCUAGUAUAAUUCAUAAAUUGACAAUAUGGCAGAGCGGAGGAGGAAUAAAAAGCGUAAAGAUGAAGCACCAGGGGUUAAACCACCGGUUGACAAGCCCAGCAAAGAGGAGUAUGCAGUGGCAAAAUGGAUUCGAGAAAACGUUCCCUCAAAGAAAACGAAAUUCGUCAGUCACAAUGUGGAGUACUUUACGGGCUCGCGUGCUGUUAAUGCCCUCCUAGAUAAAUCUCCCUGGAACAAGACGAUAUUCGAGACAAGGGAGCAGGUGGUGGACUUCCUGGACGUGAUGCUGAGACACAAGUUCUUCCACAGGGCCAAGAAGAUUGCUUUGACUGAGGAGGAGCUCAACAAACGUCGAGCCAACAAGAAGAAGGCUAGGGAUUGUUGUGUGAAGGAAAAGGGGAAGGAUUGCUGUGGCAAGGACAAAGAGAAGGACAAGGACAAAGAAAAGGAGAAGGAUAAAGAGCAGGAGAAGGAGAAGGACAAGGAUAAAGAAAAAGAGAAGGAAAAGGAAAAAGAGACUGUAGAAGAAAAAGAAGACGACAAUAAAGAGAAAGAGCCGAAGAAAGGCGCAAAAGUCCGUCUUGAAAUGCACAUGGAGCAAUAUUUCGUAGACUGCAAUGACGCAUACGUCUGGAUCUACGAGCCCAUCCCCGUCUACUACUGGUUCUUCGGGACCCUUGUGGUCCUGGGUGCGAUAGCCGUGUGUCUCUUCCCCCUGUGGCCCCUCACCAUUAGAAAUGGAGUUUAUUACUUGAGUGUUGCGGCUGCUGGAUUUUUUGUAUUUAUUCUAGCACUAGCUCUUUUGAGAGUCGUUCUGUUCUGCUUCCUCUGGGUGCUGACCCUCGGGAGACACCACUUCUGGCUUCUUCCCAAUCUCGCCGAGGAUGUCGGCUUCUUUGCGUCCUUCUGGCCGCUCUAUCAGUAUGAGUACUGCGGGCCGGGGAGUGAUAAGAAGAAGAAGAAGAAGAGGAGGAAAGAGAAGGAUUCUGAUGGCGAGGAAGGCACUUCUAAUCAGGGAAGUGACGAGAAGGCCCUCCUCAACGAAGACGCCCAGGACCAAGAAUGCGAGAAGGAGGAGGAUGCCAGUGGUGAAGAGGGCUCCGAGAGCGAAAAAUCCAACACUGGAAAGGACUUUGAAAUGGUCCAGCACAAUGAGCUCGAGGAUAAGUAAUUUGCCAUUCAUCUCGAGAAAUCACAUCACAAGCAGCUUUUACAUGAGUUUUAUUUGACCAGUGCUAGCUGCCUUGGAUGCAUAAUUCAUUGUUGAAAAUUUCUUUCCAAGCAUUGAAUGGUAGAUGAAAUAAAAUCAGUUGGUUACAACAAACUCUGCGAGUAUAUGAUGACCAACUCAUCGCCGUUCUAGUAGCAUUUAUUAUAGAGAAAUUCAUGGACAGCCGGGGUUUUGCGAAAAAUUUUCCUCAGUGUCUCGAGUCAAAAUCAAUUAAAAACAUAGUUUUUUAACAAUCUGUGAACAUUGACGUUUUAAAAUGUUGGAAAAACUGGAAACUUUUCUCUGUUGAUUUCAUUCCACUUAGAAGUAAAUUUAACGCGGUUUCACGGUACUUAUGGCGUCGUCACGGAGAAUUCCAGAUAAUUAAGAAAUUGAUAUUUUUUUGUAAAUACAUUCUGAAGUUUUUCAAAAUGACAUAUAGAAUUUACAAUACCCUAAGAUAAUUGUAACAUUGGAAAUAAGUUUUAAAGUUUCCACUAAUGCAGAAUAUUAAAUGAGAUGAUGGUAAUUUAAAUAUUUUUCCUACAUUGCCAAUGAUUCAUAAUGUAAUGAUCCUAAGUCGUAUUUACAAUAAUCAAAAACGGAACUUUUUUUAUGCUUAUUGAUGACGCCAUGAAUACUCUAAUAUUUUUGAAAAUUAAUUUUUCUAAUGAAAAUUUUUACGCAAAAUUCGGACUGAGUUCAAACGUUUUUUAAUGUCUUUAUCAACUGUGCAUUGAAAAAAAGAGUGUCUGAUCAUUGAUAAUAAUUUAUAAAUUGUGGGUAGGUGCAUUAAAUGAAUUUAUUAUGAGAAAUAA
Messenger RNA from Diachasmimorpha longicaudata, 2213 nucleotides. It is a transcript of the gene Trp1, whose product is annotated as translocation protein SEC62. The coding region runs from base 211 to 1356 and encodes 381 amino acids. Gene Ontology annotation, biological process: post-translational protein targeting to membrane, translocation. Gene Ontology annotation, cellular component: endoplasmic reticulum membrane; endoplasmic reticulum. NCBI's taxonomy places the organism in Eukaryota, Metazoa, Arthropoda, Insecta, Hymenoptera, Braconidae. The record is from RefSeq and is a predicted model, not a curated record. The transcript is spliced from 4 exons.